Messenger RNA from Seminavis robusta, 774 nucleotides. The record is from the annotation of a GenBank genome assembly. NCBI's taxonomy places the organism in Eukaryota, Bacillariophyta, Bacillariophyceae, Naviculales, Naviculaceae.
AUGCCCUACAACGAAACCAUGGAAAGCCCGCAGGCUUCGGGCAGCAGUGAGCUGGAUGGAUAUUCCUCAUGGCAAAUCGCCCUUUGGUUUGUCAUUCUGUUCCUCGGAACAAUGAUGGCAGUGUGCUUUAGAACGAGCAUUAUUCGACACAUGAGACGUCACAUUCAUCGAGACCGUCAACUUACCGUCAGGAAACUCAGCAGCGAAGAGUUGCGAAUAAUGUUUCUUGAUCAAACCUUGCAAUCUUACCCUUGGAGAAUAGAAGAAGAAGCUCAAAGGACCACUGAUCAUCAGGAACACCAGAACUUGCAGGAAGAUGGCGAGAAAGAUGGCGAUGAUGGCACAAUGGCAGACACUUUGCAGACUACACAAGAUCCAGAGAGCCAAGAUGUCGAGAAUGGCGAAAUCCUUGUAUCGAUGAACGGCAGCAUCCGUGAUGGCGAAUGUUCCAUUUGCCUAUCUCAUUUCCGAGAGGGAGAUCUCGUGUCCAAGUCGAACAACCCCAACUGCCCCCACGUCUUUCACAGGGAGUGCGUCUACCAAUGGCUUCUGCAGCGGUACGAGUGCCCCAUGUGCCGCAAGGAGUUUCUUAUUCCUCCAAUGGUCCUUCAAUUCAGGGCAUCCAAUGACGGCAACAACACCGAUCAAGUUGGUGCCGAAGACACGGCACAAGCAACUGAGACGUCUUCAUCUGCGUCAACAACAGAAUCCGCCAAUAGUCAUCGGAUUGGCGAGAAUAACGACAGCGACGAGGACAAUACCCCACCAGCCUAA